This is a messenger RNA of Ciona intestinalis (vase tunicate), 2395 nucleotides long. RefSeq names its product D-glucuronyl C5-epimerase B. Gene Ontology annotation, biological process: heparan sulfate proteoglycan biosynthetic process. Gene Ontology annotation, molecular function: heparosan-N-sulfate-glucuronate 5-epimerase activity. Lineage: Eukaryota; Metazoa; Chordata; Ascidiacea; Phlebobranchia; Cionidae. Gene Ontology annotation, cellular component: Golgi apparatus. The record is from RefSeq and is a predicted model, not a curated record.
ACCACCAUUGUUUUUUAGAGUGUUAAUUUAUUUUAGUUCUUUUGUUAAACUGUGGAUCAUGAUUCAAGUGAAACUGUGUUUGUAAUAUUGUUUUAUGGAGCAUGUUUAUGAUCAAGUUUGAUAAGAACAUAGCUGGGUUGGAAGUUACAGCUUCUGGUGUCUCAUUCCAAUAGCAGAGAAGAAACCAUCAGACUGGAUCAGAUUUCAUCUGAUUUCUAUAUUCCUAGUAUGCUUCGGCAGUUAUUGCGCUACAUGAGAAAUGUUGUGUUUAUCCGGAAAUAUAUAUUCCUACUUUUUGCCAGUUCAAUUCUCUUUUUCGGGUUUAUUUUCUAUCAAAAUAACCAAACACAAUGCGAACAUAUACCUGUGGGUAUAAAACCUAAAAGCAUGGACAAGAAUUUAUCCAAAGACCAGUUAAAUCAAUUGAAACAGCAGUGGUUAAAUGAACUGAAAAAGUCUCAAGCUUUAUCGGGUCCCGACGAACCCCCAAGAAAUGAUUUAAAGCCCUCAGUUUCCGCCAUAGAGUGUUUAAUAAAUGAUGAAGAAACUGUCCAGUGUUUAAAAAGCUCUGAUUCAAAUGCUCAAAUUUACAUGCCAUUUGAUUUCAUUCAAAAUUAUUUCGAUGUUUAUGGAAAAAUGAAACAUUAUGAUGGUUAUGAUAGAUUUGAAUUUCAACAAAGCAAUGCCAAGGUUGUCUAUGAUCCAAAGAGCCCAUACACGUACACAGGUGUCUUCAUGACUUUCGAUUCAUAUAAUGUUGAAGCAAGAGAGCGUGUCAAGUGUAUAUCAGGGAUUACAGGGGUACCAUUAUCAACGCAGUGGCACAUUGAAGGUUACUAUUAUGGAAUCCAGAUUGCUCAGUUUGGCAUGAGUCACUACAGCAAACACAUGACACAAAAGCCACCAACCAAACAAGUUUAUGAAAAUGCAGAGGGUUCUGUCCAGUCUCGGUGGUCCUCCAGUAAUAAAUACUGUUUGGUUGAAAACGAAGAAGAUAAAGAAAGGAAUUCUCGAGUUAUUAAAUUCAGCACUCCAGAUUCUAUUCCAUUGGGAAGUGGGGCCUCCCUUGUUCUUGGCAACACCAUGGAGUUUAUCUUGUCGUUUGAUUUAAAAAUGGUUGCAAAUGGUUCCUUAUCUGUUGUCUUGGAAACCAAUGACAAAAUGAAACAAUAUACAAUUCAUUACAUCACAAACAGUUUGGUCAUUGAUUAUGAUUUGAAAUCAAAUAUAUAUUACGGAAUCGGUCCAAGUCGUACUUGGAGACAUAUGGCAAGGGAUUUGUUGACAGAUUUGAAAAAAGGUAUUGGUCUUACAACUAAAAAACAAGCAAAGAAAGUUAGAAUUGCCAUUCAAAAGGUUUCAAGGCUUAUUGUAAGGGGUCGUGGUUAUAUUGAUAAUGUGACACUCUCCACGUCUGAACACUUGACCCAAUUUUUUGAUGCAAGCCAAUGGAUGUAUUUAAACCAAGACAAGAAGACUGGAGGGUGGAAAAAUGAUGUUGAGCGAAGACUAGAGGGCUAUCCACCAAUUCCCGCUGGUUGGAUAUCAGCCAUGGGUCAGGGGCAAGGGAUGUCUGUAUUAUCAAGAGCCUACCAUGUCUUCCAUGACCCUAAAUAUAUAGUUGCUCUCAGUCAUGCUUUACAGCCGUUUACCAAAUCUUCUGAGCAAGGGGGUGUGCGUGCUACUUUUUUAAAAACGUACACCUGGUAUGAAGAAUAUCCAACCAAACCAAGUUCAUUCGUACUUAAUGGUUUUAUGUAUUCCCUUAUUGGUCUGUAUGACUUUAAAUCGCUCUUAGAACAUGAAUUUGGUUUUGGUUCAAAUGAGCAACCUCCCAAAGUGAGUCUGCAGAUUAGUUCUGUUGAUCUUCCAGCCACUUACAAACUUGUGAAGCAGUUGUACCACGAUGGCAUGACAUCUUUAAAAGCAAUGCUUCCUUUAUAUGAUGGUGGGUCACGUACAUUCUAUGAUCUACGACACUUUAUUUUAGGCAUGCCGCCCAACGUAGCAAGAUGGGACUACCACACCACCCACCUAAGUCAGCUUGUUCUGCUUUACUCUGUUUCAAAUGAGCCGGUGCUUAAAAAGUAUUUUGAUAACUGGUCAGGUUACCUGAGGGGUAAAGUAGCAAAACACAACUGAUCUCUUCGCUUCUAUUUCGCGCAGCUGUUUCUGCUUUUCAGUUCAUUUUAGACGCCACUGUUAAAAUGAAAAAUAGUAUAUAAUUUACUUGCAUAUUAACCAUGAGCAAUGUUGCAUACACAUUUCUUUGCUUUGCAGUAUUACUAAAAUCUGUAAGAACGCACGUUUACUUUUAUUAUUUUAAUAUUGUAUCAUGUUUUGUUCCAAACCUUUCUGUAACGCUCAUGGACCGCUAUAUUAAAUUCAAGUGAUC